AUGAACAGAGUACCUAACGCUGAUAUGCCUACAGAAAAGGACCUGAAGAAAAUAGGUCGUGGUACUAUGGUUGAGAAAAUCGCCAUCGUCGAUGACGUAAAACUAAGCCUGAAGAACAGAACUAGUAGCCCCGAGCUACCCACAUUUCUCAAGCUCCUAAAAGUGUUAAAAAAAGCCGACUUGUUCAAAGGAGAUAUUACUUCGUUGCAGCAAGUUAUAAAAGAUAAUGGCUUUGUUUACAUUGGAGCUGUCUUUUUGGAUGAAACGUGGCUAAAUGCCAACCACACAGUGGGUAAAAGUUGGACCGACGAUACGGCACAAUCGUGUACCAAAGUGCCGGAGGGCAACGGCGAACGCCUUAUUAUUUGUCACCCAGGUACAGCAAGUGGAUUCGUUCCUAAUUGCUUACUAGCUUUCAAGUCAAAAAAAACUACGGAGUAUCACGAGGAGAUGAACUACGAAAAAUUUAAAGAUUGGUUCAUAGGUCUCUUAAAUAAUUUAAAAGAGCCUAUGACUAUAAUCAUGGACAACGCAACCUACCAUUCGGUAAAAAUCAAUAAACCCCCAAACCAAACCAACCGCAAAAACGAGUUGGUGCAGUGGCUGAGUGAAAACGGAGUUACAGCAGAUAUGCAAAUGUUAAAGGCGGAGCUUAUUGACUUGGUCCGGCGUCAUAAGCCAGCAACUCCCACAUAUGCUUUAGACGAGAUGGCAAAAGAAAAAGGUCCUUCGACUACCACCCUACCAUUGCCAUUUACUUUAGGUCACGCCGCAAGAAAUAAUACUUCGCCACCAUUUACGGCAAAUAAGAUGUUGGUAUUAUUAGAAGAGGCCAUCAACAGUAUUCAACCUGAAGACUGGUCCAAGGUCAUGAAUAAGACAAAAAGAGAAAUUAUGUCUGAUUGGGAUCGUGACAUCCAUAAUGACAACAUAAUGGAGUAAUCGUUAAUUAUAUCCGUCACAGAUACAAAAAAUAUAUCUAAUGGACAGCGUACAUAAGUUUCUUGUGGAGCAUCCAAGACCUAACCCAUUUUUCAAUAACAAGCCAGGCAUUGGGUGGUGGAAAGCUUUUUUAAAAAAACACCCUAAGUUAAGCAUCAGGGCUUCUGUAGGUGUGACAAAAGCUAGCUCAUGCGUGUCUGAGAAAAAUAUAAGAGAAUGGGUUAAUGAGAUUCAUGCAUAUGCAAAAAGGAAUGACUGAGGUUCUCAACCAACCAAGUAGAGUUUUUAAUGUAGACGAGACUAAUUUUCCGAUUUGCUUAAGUUCUGGACUUGUUGUGGCUGAGAAAGGAUCUAAAAAUGUUUUUAAUAUUGAACAUAUUAGAAACAUUUAAAAAAAUAUAUUUCUUAUUUACUCUUUGUUCACGCCACUUCAGCUUUCACUGAAAGAGUAUUUUCAGUAAUGAAUCUCAAGAGGCGAGAAGAGAGAAAUAGAGCGUCAAUAACUUUGAUCAAAAACGAAUUCUUUAUUUAUUUCAAUUUAAAUUAUUGUUUAAUUGUCAAACAAGCUUUGAAACAUUUAAAAAUAACAA
Molecule: messenger RNA, 1532 nt
Organism: Spodoptera frugiperda (fall armyworm)
Lineage: Eukaryota; Metazoa; Arthropoda; Insecta; Lepidoptera; Noctuidae
Exons: 4
Coding region: 1-942 (313 amino acids)
Molecular function (GO): nucleic acid binding
Source: RefSeq, a predicted model, not a curated record